Molecule: messenger RNA, 2959 nt
Organism: Leucoraja erinaceus (little skate)
Lineage: Eukaryota; Metazoa; Chordata; Chondrichthyes; Rajiformes; Rajidae
Product: natural resistance-associated macrophage protein 2-like
Exons: 18
Coding region: 181-1857 (558 amino acids)
Biological process (GO): metal ion transport
Cellular component (GO): plasma membrane
Molecular function (GO): manganese ion transmembrane transporter activity; iron ion transmembrane transporter activity; cadmium ion transmembrane transporter activity
Source: RefSeq, a predicted model, not a curated record
GCGAAUGGCCAAUGAGCGACGCGCGGGGCGGCCCGCGCCAGUGGGAACUUUCUGCCGUCCGAGUGAGAAGAGGAGCUCGAGGCGGACUGGGCUGGCCGGCCGUCGUCUGUCUGUCUGUGGGGCUGAGCAGGGAACGUGGCUUAUUCAGAGAACUUUGAGUGUGGACUCAUUCCAUUCACCAUGGCCCCAGACCAGGACACCGCAGAGAACACAGAAACACAGCUAGAACCUAACGGUGAGAAUAGCGCUUACAUGAGGUACAGCGCCAUCACUCCUCCGGCAUCUCCUGAUCUAUUGGAGGGGAAUUCACAAAACUACUUGGAUGAAAGGAUCCCAAUUCCAGAUGAUAGUUCGACUCGGUUCAGUUUUCGGAAGCUCUGGGCUUUUACAGGACCUGGGUUUCUCAUGAGUAUUGCUUAUCUGGACCCGGGAAACAUUGAAUCGGACCUACAGUCUGGAGCUGUGGCCGGGUUUAAGCUGCUAUGGAUCCUGCUGGCAGCAACCAUCAUCGGCCUGCUGCUGCAGCGGCUAGCUGCCCGUUUGGGAGUGGUCACGGGUAUGCACCUUGCUGAAGUCUGCCACAGACAGUAUCCAAAGUUCCCUCGGAUUGCGUUGUGGCUGAUGGUGGAACUGGCGAUCAUCGGCUCGGACAUGCAGGAGGUGAUCGGAUCGGCCAUCGCUCUGAACCUGCUGUCUGUUGGAAGGAUUCCCCUGUGGGGCGGAGUGUUAAUUACUAUUGUAGACACGUUUGUGUUCCUGUUUUUGGACAAAUAUGGUUUAAGAAAACUGGAAGCUUUCUUUGGAUUCCUCAUCCUAGUUAUGGCUGUUACAUUUGGAUACGAGUAUGUGACAGUAAAGCCAGACCAGGGACAGUUGCUGAAGGGGAUGUUUGUCCCCUACUGUCAAGGCUGCGGGACCCGCCAAUUGGAACAGGCAGUUGGAAUCAUUGGAGCUGUCAUCAUGCCUCACAAUAUCUACCUGCACUCUGCCUUGGUCAAAUCCAGAGAUGUGAAUCGAGCAAAUAAGAAGGAAGUGAAGGAAGCCAAUCGUUACUUCUUCAUCGAAGCCUGCCUGGCUUUGUUUUUGUCCUUCCUCAUCAACGUCUUUGUGGUCUCGGUGUUUGCGGAGGCUUUUUACAACAAGACCAACGAGCAAGUGCACGAGAUCUGUUUGAACAACAGCAGUCCGCAUGCUAAUCUCUUCCCCAUGAACAACAAGACUUUAGAUGUCAACAUUUAUAAAGGGGGUGUGGUGCUGGGCUGCUGUUUUGGUGGUGCUGCUCUCUACAUCUGGGCCAUUGGUAUCCUGGCUGCAGGUCAGAGUUCAACCAUGACAGGAACAUACUCUGGACAGUUUGUGAUGGAGGGCUUCCUCAACUUGUCAUGGUCCCGAUUUGCCCGUGUUCUGUUCACGCGAUCUAUCGCUAUAACCCCAACACUACUGGUGGCGUUGUUCCAGGAUGUCGAACGUUUAACUGGGAUGAAUGAUUUCCUCAAUGUUCUUCAGAGUAUGCAGCUGCCAUUUGCAUUGAUCCCGAUCUUAACGUUUACCAGUAUGACAUCCGUGAUGCAUGACUUCGUCAACGGUCUAGCGUGGAAGAUUGCUGGUGGAGUGGUUAUUUUCAUCGUCUGCGCCAUCAACAUGUAUUUUGUAAUAGUCUAUGUGUCGAGCCUGGGUCAUGUGGCUCUCUACCUGGUGGCAGCCUUCAUUUCACUUGCAUACUUGAGUUUUGUCGGUUACCUGAUCUGGUAUUGUGCAGUCUCGCUGGGAGUCCCCUUCCUGAGCUGCGGACGCACGGUAACUCCAGAGGGCAGCAACAGUUUUGGGGUCUCCUAUGGAACUCUCUCUGCUAAGUAACAUGGACAACCACACGUAAUUCUCACCGUGCCUUCACGAUGGUGGUAUUAGAAGAUUAAGACAACACUCUCUCAAAUGCUGCAAUCAUGCUGUAACAUUUAUUUAAACUAAAGUCUCUACUUCAUACCGGGGAGGACUUGGGGAAGAGAAUUUGUUUUCAAGUAUUAAGAGCAACAUAAUAUUUAAUACUUGUCGACAGUUGUACUGUUGAUGGCAGACAUCACCAACGGCAACAUAUCUGUGGUGUUGAGCACUAAUAUACUGCAUAAUCACUUUAGACAAUAGGUGCACAGGAGUAGAGGCCAUUCGGCCCUUCGAGCCAGCACUGCCAUUCAAUGUGGCCAUGGCUGAUCAUCCACAAUCAGUACCCCGUUCCUGCCUUCUCCCCAUAUCCCCUGACUACGCUAUUUUUAAGAGCUCUCUCUUGAAAGUAUCCAGAGAACCUGGUCUCCACCGCCCUCUGAGGCGGAGAAUCUCGCACAACUUGGAGCUGGGAACAAAGAUGAUGCGGUGGAAUAUAUUUGGAGUUUCAACUUCCGAAGACCCCCCUGCACAGUGUACUCCUUUAGUUUAGUUUUCGAGAAACAGCUUAGAUACAGGCCCUUCGGCCCACUGGGUCCGUGCCGACCUGCGAUCCCCGCACACUAUCCCUGCACACACACACACAUACACUGGGGACAAUAUACAAUUGCACCAAGCCAAUUAGCCUACAAUCCUGCCCGUCUCUGGAGGAAACCGGAGCACCCGGAGAAAACCCACGCGGGUCACCCGUAGUCGGGAUGGAAGGCGGGUCUCCGGCGCUGUGCCACCGUGUGCCAACUCUACCCGCUGUGCCACCGAGCCGAUCAGUGAUUAGUUUUCAAACGGUUCCAAUACAUUGAUGACACUGUUAAUUAUUGUCUUUGUGUUUUGUCAAAAAAUUUCAAACGUUUUCUGCUGUCCGGGUGAAUUUUCUUUCAAGUAUUUUAUUGACCGCCUGCUGCUGUUCAGUUAACGUACAACACAGGAAGGAUUUGUGGCAUCGACAGCUACAACAGGCCAGGCCCCUGCUGGUGCAGAAGUGCUGAACCAUUAAAUAAAUGCUCAGGCUGAGAUUAAAAUA